Messenger RNA from Pollicipes pollicipes, 459 nucleotides. Its product is annotated as 39S ribosomal protein L13, mitochondrial-like. NCBI's taxonomy places the organism in Eukaryota, Metazoa, Arthropoda, Thecostraca, Pollicipedomorpha, Pollicipedidae. Gene Ontology annotation, cellular component: ribosome; mitochondrial large ribosomal subunit. Bases 52 to 459 code for a protein of 135 amino acids. The transcript is spliced from 5 exons. The record is from RefSeq and is a predicted model, not a curated record. Gene Ontology annotation, molecular function: structural constituent of ribosome; mRNA binding. Gene Ontology annotation, biological process: translation; negative regulation of translation.
UUUCAGGCCAGGCACAGUAAGACUGUUGGAGCAUACAUGUGGUCUUGAAAAAUGUCAUCUAUGCAAAGAGCCAAGCAAUGGGCUACCUUUUCUCGCAUCUGGCACAUAUAUGAUGCAAAGUGGCAGAACCCUUUUGAAUCAGCCAAGCUAAUUGCAGCAUAUUUGAAGGGGCAGCACAAACCAAUAUAUCACCCCUUGAGCGACUGCGGCGACCAUGUGGUGGUGACAAACUGUCGGGAAAUCGCCCUUCCCGGGCCCGAAUGGUACCAGCGGGUCUUCUUCCACCACACAGGCUACCCUAAGGGCGGCGCCACCUGGACGCUGGCCUGGGAGCUGCACCGGAAGAACCCGACCAUGAUUAUGCAGCGGGCGCCGCGCCGGCUCGACUCCUACACCGAACAGGAGGUGCGCGACUUCCCCAAGGUGUUCGAUUAUCCGGCUGAUUAUGUGGUGAGAUAG